Messenger RNA from Sclerotinia trifoliorum, 1786 nucleotides. The record is from the annotation of a GenBank genome assembly. Lineage: Eukaryota; Fungi; Ascomycota; Leotiomycetes; Helotiales; Sclerotiniaceae.
GUUGAUUGAAUUAUGUAUACGGUAUGUGGUAUCUUCAUCAAAACAUCAAAACAGGAAAUGGAUUAGGGUACGGUGAUACUCCAGGAAUGGUUGUAGUACGGUGGAGGUAUCGAUCUUUAUUUGUCUGCCACAUUAGCGUUUUUGCUAAUUGGCUGUACGGACAACUUAUGCGCUACCUUAAUUAGUCCAAAGUUUCUCGGCCAACGCAAAUUUCUUCUCCCAUAACAACUACUUUACUUUUACUACCGACAAAUUCGACCUCAAACAUCCAAAGACAUCUGAUCUAACUUUCACUUCAAAUAUUCACCACCUUUAACAUUCGGAUAAUAUAAAAAUCAUCGCAUAACCGUCCUUGCUUGAAUCUUCUUCUUACCAACACGAUGGCUUCAUUUGGCGAUGAUAGUCAUGGGGUAAAGAGAUUUACUAAGUUUCCGCAACUUCCAGCUGAACUUCGAUCUCAAGUGUGGUUAUUCGCUUCCUUUCACCGACGCAGAAUACCUGUCGCGGUCAAAGAUCUUCACCGACUCGAAGGGCCACAUAUCAUGCAAGACAAAGAACAUCAACUCUUCAGAUUUCGGUGUGAUACCCCCAUACCUGCGCUGUUUAGUGUCUGCAAAGAGGCCAGGAGAGAAGCAAAGAAACACUUUCAAAAGGUCAUGGUCGCAAAACACACCUUCUCGUUUUUCUCCAUGACCCUUAUACCACGAUUUUACACCAAUCCCGUUUGCGAUAGAAUUUGUCCCAUCGGCGACUAUGAUUUGCCGAAACAACAGGCGCUUUUGGCAUCGAUAAAGAGCUCAGGAAUUAAGAGCAUCGCACUAGAUGAAUCACAGUGGUGUGAUAUGCUUAGCCCCUCUUGGCGAACAUCGUCAGGGCUGGGCUUAUGGGUCGAAGGAACCACAGACGUUUCUAAUUCCAUCCAAUCCAUCUGGCUCUAUUUCAGUGCAAGCACUUACACCAGCCACAAACCCAGUCCUAAAAGCUCAGUUAAAGGCACCCCAUUCAUUCCUGAUUGGGACCAAAUCAAUCACUACCACCAAUGCGCCGUCACUUAUAUGCUUUCAAAGUUCUUCAGACAUCUCUGUUAUCUACGAAGAUGGGUCCAGCAGGUAGUCGAUAGGGAAGCGAACGGUAUCAAUAGGGGUUUCGGACGGGAAAAAGUCACCUUCGCUACUAGAGUGUAUAAAUCUGAAAUCGACACGGCGACUUUGAAAGAUUGGAUAGAGCCAAGGGUUCAACUGAUUGCGGAUAAUCUUCCCCCUCAUUUUACGCGUUUUUUGUUGACGAAGGAUUCCCUUGCCUCUGUAUUUAUAUAGUGAUACUUGUGACUUUUGUCAUUGAAGUAUUUAAUUACGUGGAUUGUAUGUAUGCGUGUGGGCUGCGGGAUUGUGGGGUGGGUUGUUGUGUUUCUGGAUUGCUGAGAUUUAUAUCGGAUGGGAUGGGAUGGAAAGGAAAGUAACGUUAGAUGAUGGGUUGGGUAGUGUUGGGUGUGUAGCUCGGUGCAUCCAUUCAUUAUAUUGCAUCUAUUUCUAUACUCGAAUUUAGAUUCGAAACUCGAUAAUCUUUCGAGUCGAGAGAGAUACUCCAGGUACUCUCCAGACUCCAAACACAGCCUAAUAAAUCGAGAGGUUUCCUUUAUCAGAUGCCUAUCUUUAUUCACCAUUCAGUUCAUUCUCUAGCAAAACUUUCGAAAACUCGACUUUCAAUCGCAAUUCUAGAUAAAGUUGACACAUGAUUUCAUUUCCAGGAUAUAGUUCUUCUGAUAGAAGAACUUGAAUGGCUACCU